Molecule: messenger RNA, 549 nt
Organism: Echinops telfairi (small Madagascar hedgehog)
Lineage: Eukaryota; Metazoa; Chordata; Mammalia; Afrosoricida; Tenrecidae
Product: ferritin heavy chain-like
Exons: 1
Coding region: 1-549 (182 amino acids)
Biological process (GO): iron ion transport; intracellular iron ion homeostasis
Cellular component (GO): cytoplasm
Molecular function (GO): ferric iron binding; ferrous iron binding
Source: RefSeq, a predicted model, not a curated record
AUGGAAGUUGUACCUACACCUGCAUUUGACGAGGCCUAUCUACAGGAGUGCGAGGAUGCAUUCAACCAGCAGAUCGAACGGAAUUUAAGCGCCUCUUAUGCCUUACUCUCUAUGUCCUCUUACUUCAAGCGAGAAGACGUGGGUCUGCUGAACUUCGCCGGCUAUUUUUUCCAUCUAUCUGUAAGCGAAUUGGGAUACGCCGAAAAUCUCAUGACAGUACAAGUCCAGCGUGGCAGACAAAUUCAGUUUAGCAACAACCUGAACUUUGAGGAGCAGGACUGGGACGAUCCAUUAUAUGCCCUGGAGUACAUAUGUCAAGUAAAGCAGCAAAGCUUUGCGGACUUCAUGUCUCUCUACCUUGCAGCCACAGAGCAGGGUGACCAGGCGCUGUCUUACUUGGUAAAUAUCCACCUUCUACAACACCUGAUUAGGGAUAUAAUGUUGCUUCGCUACCACCUCACUCGCUUGUUUUUUUGGCAAAGUGAGGACAUCCCCCUCGCAGAGUACAACUUCAGCUUCUUGGAUGAAAAUGUAAACGACCAGGAGUAA